Messenger RNA from Camellia sinensis, 2759 nucleotides. Its product is annotated as G-type lectin S-receptor-like serine/threonine-protein kinase At4g27290. NCBI's taxonomy places the organism in Eukaryota, Viridiplantae, Streptophyta, Magnoliopsida, Ericales, Theaceae. Gene Ontology annotation, biological process: protein phosphorylation; recognition of pollen. Gene Ontology annotation, molecular function: protein serine/threonine kinase activity; ATP binding. The record is from RefSeq and is a predicted model, not a curated record.
AAUUUUGCUUCAUCAUUUCUUUACUAUAUCAAUCUAACAAAGAAAAACAAGACAAAGAGGCCAACAAUGGGAUGCUUAUUUGCCACAAUUCUUCACAGCUCUUCCUUCUUCUUCUCCAUAUUAAUACUCUCCAACGCCAUGACAGACACCAUUACAGCAAAUCAAACAAUUGGAGUAACCGACACCAUUGUUUCAUCCCAAAAAAACUUCGAGCUCGGCUUCUUCACUUCCGGGAACUCCAACAACUUCUACUUGGCAAUCUGGUACAAGAAAAUCUCAACCAGAACAAUUGUCUGGGUCGCAAACAGAGCUAGGCCGCUCACCGAUUCACUCGGUGUUCUAAAAAUCACAAAUCCAGGAAUUCUGGUUCUUCUCAAUAGCACUGGCAAUGUAAGUUGGUCCUCGAAUUCAUCGACAACGGUUCAGAAUCCAGUGACACAGUUGUUUGACAAUGGAAAUCUUGUCGUGCGAGACGGAGAUCAACCCCAAAAUAUUUUAUGGCAAAGUUUUGAUUAUCCGACAGCUACUUUUCUACCCGGAAUGAAGUUCGGGAAGAAUUUGGUAUCUGGGUUGGACCGCUACCUGACAUCCUGGAGAAGCUCUGACAAUCCUUCUCUAGGAAACUUCACCUACCGGCUCGACCCCAGUGGAUCUCCACAGCUGAUUGUCAGAAGUGGGACCACGGUAAAAUUCCGGUCCGGUCCAUGGAAUGGUCUACGAUUCAGCGGGUUUCCGAUGUUAAGCCCAAACCCGGUUUACACAUAUGGGUUUUUUUCCAAUAAAGAGGAGAUGUACUAUCAGUUCAACCUCGUGAACAGCUUGGUUUUUACCCGGUUGGUGUUAAGCCCAACCGGAUUAGUCCAGCGGUUUACGUGGGCCGAGCGGACCAACGAGUGGGUACUCUACUCAUCUGCACAAACUGACAACUGUGACAGUUACGGGCUAUGUGGGGCCUACGGUAACUGCAUAAUAAACCGAUCCCCGCCGUGUUGGUGUUUGGAUGGGUUCGAGCCGAGGUUUCUGAGGGAUUGGGAGGGUGCAGAUUGGUCGGGCGGGUGCCAUCGAGCAGUGCAGCUGGACUGCUGGAGCGAUGGGUUUGUGAAGUAUAGUGGGGUGAAAUUGCCGGACACUAGGGAGUCAUGGUUCAAUGAGAGUAUGAGCCUUGUUGAGUGUAGGACAUUGUGUUUGAUGAACUGUUCUUGUAUGGGUUAUACGAGCUCGGAUAUCAGAGGAGAGGGAAGUGGGUGUUUGGUUUGGUUUGGGGAUUUAAUUGAUUUGAGGGAGUUUAAUGAAAAUGGACAGAUUAUAUAUAUACGUAUGGCUGCUUCAGAAAUAGAUGGUUUGACAACUCAUCAUGAACGCUCCAGUCCAAAUAAACAAAAGAGGGUCAUAGCUGCCUCUAUAACAUUUGUGGGUAUUCUACUUCUUGGUCUAUCUCUGGUUUUUUGGGUUGGCAAGAAGCAAAGGAAACGAGAGGAGAACCAGAAGGAGGAGUUUGAGUUACCACUCUUUGAAUUGGCUACAAUCUCCAAUGCGACCAAAAACUUUUCACAAGAUAAUAAGAUCGGAGAGGGUGGAUUUGGACCAGUAUACAAGGGAAUAUUGAUGGAAGGACAAGAAAUAGCCGUGAAGAGGCUUUCUGAAAAUUCAAGACAAGGAUCUGACGAGUUCAAGAAUGAAGUUAUUUAUAUUGCCAAACUUCAACACCGAAAUCUUGUGAAACUCCUUGGAUGUUGCAUUGAAGUAGAAGAGAAAUUGUUGAUCUACGAAUACAUGUCUAACAAAAGCUUGGACUACUUUAUUUUCGAUCAAAAGCGUAGCAUGUUGUUAGAUUGGCCUAAACGCUUCAACAUUAUUGUUGGGAUUGCACGAGGACUUCUUUAUCUUCAUCAAGAUUCUAGAUUGAGAAUUAUUCAUAGAGAUCUAAAGGUUGAUAAUAUCUUAUUAGAUAAUGAGAUGAACCCAAAGAUUUCAGACUUUGGCAUUGCUAGAAGUUUUGGUGGCAAUGAAACUGAAGCAAAAACGAAUAAAGUAGUUGGAACACAUGGUUACAUUUCUCCAGAAUAUGCAGUUCAUGGUAUUUACUCUGUAAAAUCUGAUGUGUUUAGCUUUGGGGUAUUAGUGUUGGAGAUAUUGAGUGGAAAAAGGAAUAGAGAAUUUCAUCAUCCAGAUCACCACCUUAACCUUCUUGGCCAUGCAUGGAAACUCUACAUAGAAGGAAGGCCACUGGAAUUAGUUGAUUCAUUAGUAAGGGGAUCAUGGUGCGAAUGUGAAGUGCUAAGAUCAAUUCAUGUUGGACUACUAUGCGUACAACAAUAUCGGGAAAAUAGGCCGAGCAUGUCAGCUGUGACAAUGAUGUUGGGUGGUGAGGGUGCGAUGCCUCAGCCUAAACAACCAGCCUUUUUCGGGGAAGAGAGUCCACAAGGAGUAGAUUCAUCAUCCGAAAGCAAAAACAUAAUGUGUUCAGCCAAUGAAGUAACCAUCACAGAGUUAAAAGCUCGAUAAUGUUGGCAUUUUUGUAAGCAUGUUGUGAAUUGAGGUCUUAUAAUAUUAAAAUGUAGAGUUAAUUGCAUUUGUUGGGUAAAGCUUUUAAUUUCCAAGUCAAAAUAUGAAAUGAUUGUAGUGUGAAACUUCAAUCAUCAAUUAUGUAUAGACUUGGAACUUUUGCUUCAAACUUUCACUAUGGUAGAACAUGUAACAAUUAUGGAAAAUUAUAUGCCAAAGUUCAUCUCUUUCUACACUUUUCUAGUCUUUGGGAU